AUGUUUGGCGCCAAAUCCAAAGCAAUCAACGAACCUGCCAAAAAUCUCCCGGUGACCUUUACACGUCAAUUCCUAUGGACACCAGUUGAAGAACAAGAAGGAGUUUGCGAGUAUAUCAAAGAAAAGCUUCAUAAAAUUAAAGAAAAACCGUUCUACAUCUACCUCUUCGGAUCUGAAGACACUAAUCAGCCUGAGUUGUGCAAAAAGCUCAAUGGAAUUAUUGUAGAGUAUUUUAAAUCAAAAGAAGCAUGUUCUGUGUCGGCGCCCAACGAUUCAUAUGCAGCCGAUGUAAAUGGUUCUCAUUUAUGCUCAACUUUUUUGUUGAAGCUUGAUGGGGAUCUCUCCAAUGAGAAUAUGAAUCUGAUGGACAACGACACUGAGAAACAACUGGGAAAACUACUUUUGGGAGUCAAAACUAUUAUAUUUUACAAGUUCGAUCUGAUAAACCCUAUUUUUCUCAAGCGAAUUGACCAGCGUUUGAGAAUCAUUUUCAAAAAAGAACAACCGUUUGGAGGACUAUCAGUUAUCGCUUUUGGAGAUAUCGCUGGUCACUCAAUACUCACUUCAGAAAUAUUGAAAGACUUCGAAGUAAUUAGUCUUUCAAAUCUUACCCCAGACAAUGAUGAGGAUGAAGAAACAAAACUGGAAAAAUAUUAUAUGGGAUUAUAUAAGAAAAAGAGUUUCAACACAAAAAAGACAGAAGUUUGUGCUUUUGAUGAACUGAAAAGAAGAAAAAUGAAGAAUCCGGAACUUCAACUAGUAGUUUUGUCAUAUAACAAAGAUUUGAUUGAAUUGGUCAAUAAAAUGGAGCUCAACGAAUUAAAAGAUGAAAAGAAAACUUUCCGUUCCAACCAGGUUACCAAUAAAAGUGAAGACAAAGUUCAAAAGGUCAAAAAAGUAGUGGACAGUCUGGAAAUCGGAGUUGGAUCUACAGUAAUCUCUACUUGCGAUCUUAAAGAAGUAAAACUCGGAGAACUAGGAAAAGUGACAUCCUUUAACAAUCACGAUGGAAGCAUUACCGUUGAUUUCCAUUCUGAGAAAUCUGUCAAAGUUAGGACUGCACUUUGGACAGCGGACAACUUGCAAACAAUUUGGGAACAGUUCCCACUUCAACCAGCUGCUGCAUUGACGAUGGAAGAUGUUGAGGGAUUGAUGUUCGAUGGAGUCAUUGUGAUGCCAGAUGGGAUUAAUGAUUCAAAAACAAUGAAUAAGGCAUUAGGAAAAGCUAAAGACUUGGGAACUCCGGAUUACGCAUCAACACUAUUUGCUAAUAUGAAACCUACAAUUCUUUUUCGUAUAAAACGUAUUAACUUUGGUGAUGCUGUUUACAAACAGGGCGUAGAAUUCAUCAGAUUCUGUGACCCAAUAUUCAUUGAAUCAGUUGAAAUGAAUGCAGAUAACAAAUCACCUGAUGCACUAGAUAGUAUUCUGGAAACCACAUCUCUGAAAUCUACUACACAGUGGACUAUACACUACUUGAAUCGGUCAGAUGCAGCCACUAAAGUUGCUACUCAUUGGAACAAAAACGAUGUUGGCACUGGUAGAAGAUUUUAUUUUUCUACAACCGUUCCAGGAACUCUGAGCUGUUUUGAAUCUGCGUUCAAAGGUAGUCUUAUCCACAAGGGACAAAGUAGAAUACGCGCGGCUAUGGAUAAUGUGGAUAGGCAUAUUGUUCUGAUAAUGUACAAGAGGUCAAGCAUCUAUGAGUACUUUUUGCUCAUGACGACUGAUAACAUUUUUGAUAUUGUAGAUAACCAGUUUGAAUAA
This is a messenger RNA of Caenorhabditis remanei, 1767 nucleotides long. RefSeq lists its product as uncharacterized. The transcript is spliced from 10 exons. Lineage: Eukaryota; Metazoa; Nematoda; Chromadorea; Rhabditida; Rhabditidae. The record is from RefSeq and is a predicted model, not a curated record. Bases 1 to 1767 code for a protein of 588 amino acids.